ACUAUUGAAAACACAGCGGGAUCCCGUCUCCGGAAGCUUGUGUGAAAGGCGCUGUUUAUAUAUGCGCAGCUAGCUUUAAGCCUUGCUUUAAGCUCGCCCUAGCAGACGGCAGUGGCUAUAGCUAAACUAAAGCGAUAAUAAAAGGCUGAGUUGGCGUGCAGAAGGAAGGAUCGGUUUUCUGUACCAGGGUUUUAUGAAUACACAAUCUGAGGAACAAUAUAAAACACGGAAAUUUUCUGGGUAGCUGUGGAUAGCAUACUAUGCCAGUGUCAUCAUCUUCAUUGAAUGUUACAAAAGCAAGUGUUGGGAUUUUAGAAAAGCCUUCGCCAUUCUGUGUACGUGAACAAACGCGUUACUCAAAUAAUUCGGAAGUUAGUCAGUAUGCACACUGUGAAAUAACCAAUCACAGGGACUUGGUAGACUUAGCGACACGCAACACGCAAGACCCGAUGUAUGGUCGUGGUAGCACAGUGACAACAACGAGUCCAAGGACUUCUCCAUCUUAUCUAAGUCUUCAUAGGAAUAAUAUAGGGCUUGCAAGCCCAACUGAGUCGGGACCUACGCGUUCUCCAGGUUACGAUUUACGGGAGACCAGCGCUAGAAGAAGGUCGCAUCAAGAAUCAUUUGGUAGUCAGCAGAGUCAACGUUCACCAUCUGUUGUGGUAACAGGUUCGCUUGCUGAAAACAGUGAAAACAAGAGUGAUAAAACAGUAGCACUGAGAUGUUACCAAGCGAAGACAGAGACAUUAAAAAGUUGCAGACGCUAUGAAAUGAGCUAUACAGAAAAAAAUACAAGACUUAUUGAAGAAAUAGCACCAGUAGCAACGAGAGGGGACAGCCAGAGAAAGUGCCUGGGGCAAGUGACUCAGGCACAGGGGCCAGGCUAA
Messenger RNA from Anneissia japonica, 887 nucleotides. RefSeq lists its product as uncharacterized. The coding region runs from base 261 to 887 and encodes 208 amino acids. NCBI's taxonomy places the organism in Eukaryota, Metazoa, Echinodermata, Crinoidea, Comatulida, Comatulidae. The record is from RefSeq and is a predicted model, not a curated record. The transcript is spliced from 4 exons.